CAAAGCAGGGUCGUGGCCACUGCUGCACUCCCAGCGAGCGCUCUGCUGCUAACGAGCUCACCGCGUCCCAAAAAACAGGGGCGGGGAGGGUUUUGUUCCUUAUUCCAGACUGUCAGAGGCAUAUUUAUGAAUGAUUUACUCCUGGGGUUGAGGGCUCGAUGCAAAUGAGCACAAAGGAAGUUGUCAGCAGCAUCGUGCUCUGGCCAAUGGUAGGAAAGCUCCAUCUUAGCUGUGCCAUAAGGCUGCACUAAAAAAAGGGACCAGAACGGCGCUCUCGCAGCAUCCUUUCACACAAGAGGUAGCCCCCAGAUCUGUGACGGUGAGCACGCUAAGACAACUCCUGAAGAAUGGCAACCCUCAACAGCACUCACUGGAACGAGACUACAUCCAUUUCCCAGUACCUGGGCUUCCAGGUGCAAAAGAUUUACCCUUUCCAUGACAACUGGAACACCGCCUGCUUUGUUAUCCUGAUCAUAUUCAUCUUCACUGUGGUUUCUCUGGUGGUGCUGGCUUUCCUCUACGAACUGCUGGACUGCUGCUGCUGUGUGAAAAACAAGACUGUGAAAGACUUGGAGAACGAACCCAAUCCUGUCAGAGCCAUGCUGAACAGCUUCAGGAAGCGUGAAACAGAGGUGGUGUAGGAGGGACUGAGCACCAGCGCUUGGAGAACGUUUGACACCUUGAAUGAAGCCUCUUGUACCUUACAAACGAGCAAGUCACGUGCUUUUUUGGUUUGGUCUUAAAUAUACGACAGGUUGUAACUUUAUCUCUGGAUGUGAACUGGAACAAUUGGCAAAGGCUUUCCAAGUGUUUAGCAGAAGGACAAUCUGUUGCAGUGUUAUGGGGGAAGAAAAGAUUUUUGCUUUUAAAUGAACUUUUGCUGUUUAUAUUGAGUGACUAGCAUAGAAUUUUGUCUACCUGACUGAACAAAUGUUGCCUAAUGUGCAUAAAUCUGUGUUGCUUAACCAGAGAAAACGUUUAUAAAAAUACUCAACGGUCUGAUCACACACAGUGCAAAGGCACAACAGUGCCAUCCCACCAAGUCAACUGCACAGAGACAGGACAGACAGACCAGUGGUGAGAAAAGACAUGGGAGAGAAGGGUGUGGAUGGCAAGAGACCCCUCAGAUAGGACAGCACCGGGUGAAUUCUUGCCUUUGGCAGCACUUUUUAUUAUAGGUUUCUUGCCUCUAGAAGAGACAGUGGUGGGCAGAAAAUUAAGCCAAUAUGAAAUGUAUCCCUAAAACGGUCUUUUCUAACCUCCUGUGGUAGUUUGACCCUUUCUCUCUCCUCCAGUUCUCCAGUUCCAGAGAACUGUUCUCCCUUUAUUUCAUAUUCAACCUGGUCAACAAUUUCUGGGUGUCGAGACCUGAGAAACCCACUUCCUUCAGAAUAUCUGCCCCUUUCCACAAAACCCUACUGCAGUGGUACCACUGCUGAGGAGAAACAGGGACACUCCUCUGCCCCAAGGCUGCUGCCUCUGUGGCAACCACAGCACUACGGGGGGGUCUGGCAGCAAACAAAAGUCCUGCCAGGAGGGAAACAAACCCACCUAAAUGGCAAAA
Molecule: messenger RNA, 1564 nt
Organism: Chiroxiphia lanceolata (lance-tailed manakin)
Lineage: Eukaryota; Metazoa; Chordata; Aves; Passeriformes; Pipridae
Gene: SMIM18
Product: small integral membrane protein 18
Exons: 2
Coding region: 348-641 (97 amino acids)
Source: RefSeq, a predicted model, not a curated record